Molecule: messenger RNA, 1440 nt
Organism: Colletotrichum acutatum
Lineage: Eukaryota; Fungi; Ascomycota; Sordariomycetes; Glomerellales; Glomerellaceae
Product: soluble quino protein glucose/sorbosone dehydrogenase
Exons: 3
Coding region: 1-1440 (479 amino acids)
Source: RefSeq, a predicted model, not a curated record
AUGAAUCUCUUACUUUCUUUGCACAUUCUUGCCUCCUCUCAACUUUCUGUGGCCUUGGCCCAGGAGUGCCGAAAUACGUUGAAAACAACGUAUACCUCGCCCAUUGCUGCCGGUGGCUGGACAUAUCGUCUAAUCGCGAACGGAUUCACUCGGCCUAGAAGCAUACUUUUCGACAAUCAGGGAGCUCUCCUGGUUGUCGAUGCUAACUCCGGGGUAAAACAUCUGAAGCUGACUGACGAUGGCGGCACUUGCUUAUCUGUGGCCGAGAAACGGACGAUUAUUGAUUCCCCAGAGUUGAACCACGGAAUAGCCCUCUCCCCGGAUGGGAAGACUCUGUAUGCCUCGACCGCCGACAAGGUAUAUUCCUGGUCAUAUGAUGGCAGUGCUGCCACUGUUGGCGAUAGGAAUAGGACACUCAUAGCGAAUAUGAGCAAUACCGACCAUACCACCCGGACAUUACUUCUAUCCAACAAAAGUCCAGGCAUACUCUUGGUGUCGAGAGGAAGCGCGUCCAACAUUGACGAGGCUGCGACCCGCCAGUCGACUGGGCAUUCCCAGCUUCGUGCGUUUGAUAUCGGGAGCCUCGGAGAGAAUUCUGGGCCGCUCAACUUCCCAACUGAGGGAAAGAUGCUAGGCUGGGGAUUGCGGAACUCGGUCGGCGUGGCAGAAGAGCCUGUCACAGGCGGUAUAUGGACAGUGGAGAACUCAGCGGACCAGUUAAGGAGGAACAACGUUGACAUUCACACUGAUAAUCCUGCCGAAGAACUCAACUUCCACGGAUACCUCAGUAAUUCUAACAAGGACCAGGGCGGUAAUUAUGGAUAUCCAAGUUGCUUUGCUGUCUGGUCCACCGAGGGAUUUCCCGAUAAAGGCAACAUGACGACGGGAGAUCAGUUCACUCUCAGCCCAUCACGUACCCUGAACGAUACAACCUGCAAUUCCGCUUAUGUGCCCCCAAGACUAUCUUUCCAGGCGCACACUGCUCCAUUGGAUAUAAAGUUCACGUCCGAUGGCUCAGAAGCCUUUGUAACAUUCCAUGGUAGUUGGAACCGAGACGUGGCUGUCGGUUACAAGCUAUCUAGCAUACGUUUUUCAAAUGGAGAGCCCACAGAGUCGGCUGAUAGCCGGACACCAACCACUGAUGUUCUAAGUAACGCAGACACCAGUAGUUGCCCUGACAACUGCUUUCGCCCGGUAGGACUUGCUUGGGACAGUCAGCAGAGACUUUUCAUGACAUCAGAUUCGACGGGUGAGAUUUUUGUCCUUCAGAGGACCGAUGUCUCAGUCUCGACCAGUUCUCCGGCCGCCCCUGUUCCAACAUCAUCGCCCGACGCUGCAGCAACUUUAGUCCCCUCCUGGCUCACCUCCUUUGGCAGCCUUGCGAUCUCAGUAUUCGUUUUCAUGGGAGGUGCGGGCGUGGUCAGGCUGAUCGUUCUCUGA